UAAUAUUUUGAGACUUUGUAAUGCAUGCUGUCUUAAUAUAUUUGAAGGGUGUUCCGAUCAAAAUUUGGUCGACUUAAUUAAUUUGUCCAGCCAUCUUUAAGAAACAGAAAAUAAUGUGGACACACUAAUAGACUUGGAUUUUCAAAUGCCAGAGUGAUUUUGCAUUAUUUGACAGAUUUUUAAAUUUACCCUUGUCAUUGUAUAACAAUACUAGACAGAUAAAAUAUUUAAUGAGGACGCCAAAUGGCAUAUUCUGUAGUAGGGCAAUGUUUUACUAUAAUUUAAAAGGGUGAAUGCAGUGCAUCGUAUGCAGCAAAACCAUCGCUCUGAUAUCUUUCGAGCCGUCACCUAAACUACUAAAGCGAUUGAAUGCAAAUUGCAACUUGCCUUUUGUCCAUUCAGUUGAAAUAUGAAGACACUGCAAAACUGGUUGAAUACCAGACAGCCGGCACAAUGAAAUUGAUAACUACCUUCUUCUCAGAUAUAUUAAAUAUGCGGUAGUAGCAUAAAAAGUGUAAAGUACGAUGAGUAUUAUGAGGGCUGAUAAAACAAUUACUUUUUUUUGAGAAAAUUGAACAGGUUUCCGCGCAUAUGUAUAGUACCCAUAAAAUGAAAAUGCAUUGAUUGCUUUAUUGAAAAUCAUUCAACUCAUAACUGUUGCAGGACUGGACAAGAUACGAGCCGUAGCUUUUUGUAGAUUAUAACUAGCAGUUUCAGGUUAAACUAUAUAAAAAUUGGUAGUUUUCUUUUGCUGCAUCCAUAAACUAAACGCCUUUUUAUUCAUUUAGCUAUUCUUCUUAGCCAACGUCAUAUUUUCAAUUAUCUAAGCACAGUGAAAGUUGCACAUACAGAGUUUGUUGUUAUAUGAGAAUUUGCCGCAACAAAAUCUAAUCUCAGGAUAUUCAACUGCGAGUAUUGAUAUAUUACAUAGUUUCAUUGAAAGCAACAUAUUUGCGAAAAGUUUGGAAAUACGGCAGCUGUACACGAUAAGUUCAAUGAAUUUCCGAUAAUUUUUUCGAUUCUGCACGUGCAAUAGUAAUGAUCACAUUUGUCCAACAACUGGCAUCACAUACUUCCAAGAAUAAAUGGGACUCCAUUUCAACACUCGACGAAAAAAUCGCCACAUGUGUGCUCUCCCCAUUCGCUCGUACAACUUUCCUCCGAUACUGGAAAAACCAAACGAAGAACAUCGUUUAAUUUAACGACCGUCAAACUUUUCUUUUCGCCCGUCCAUGUAGUGGAGUAAACUUUUUCCUUUUCCACCGAAUUUUCCGCUUCGGUAAGGAAAAAACUAACAAGCGAAUAACGGCCAUAGACAAACAACAUAUAGAGGAAUAAACCAGCUUGAAGAAGCCCAGCACAGGACAAAAAGAAACUUUCGGAAAGAAAUUUCGAAAUACUCCACUCAUAAGAACGGUUUCCCCAUUCCGGCGCAGGGCACCGCAGCGGAUCUUCAUGUGAUGGUCCAAGUUUUUCCGCUCCAUCUCCGUCGCAUAACGAUGGGCUUUCUCUGGUUGGGGGGGUUAUCCUUCCUGUAUGGGUGGGAGCCAGUCGUGGUCGAUCUCUGCAAAUGACACCAAAAAGGUACCGUCAUCAUCGUCAUCGGUGUCGUUAUGUGAUCACAUAAAAGUGCAAUCAUCGACAGCGGGUGGCCACUUGAGAUUGAGACCCCGGACACGGUUGUGUGUGCGUCUGGGUAGGCUUGUUGAAGGGCCUAUUGUGUAGAUGAUAAACGACGAGGGACUGAAGCAUGGCAGAGACGGGAGCUGGGGCCUAUUGUGAAAAGAUUGUUGAAAACUUGUCCGCUAGGGGAAUCGGUAACAAGCGAUAGCUUCUUAUUGCUAGAGGAUGUACUUGUGAUGCAAGAAGAAGUUCUUGGAGCUUAGAGACUUUUUAUAGCUAUUGAGCCCGUAAUACGUUGGGGUUUUCUGUAAAGGCUUGAUGGUUAGCCAUUUGACUGGAUACCAAUCGCUGAGAUGGUAGGUAAGAAUAAUUCCAACUACUCAAUAUAGCUGCUUCCUACUUACUCUAUGCAUGAUUAGCAGCUUGAGACAAAGAUGCUUUGAACAGUAUGCAAUCUCACAAAGGAGCUUUGUUUCAGAUAUAUAAAUAGUUGACUUUGUCUGCAGGCGUAAAUUGUUACGCAAAGGUAACACACGAAGUACUGUUAAAUAAAUUGUGAUUCCCAACGUGAGACAUGCUAAAAAUAGUCGCAUUGCUACUGGUGUUAUCCUUACAGGACGUGAAAUCGGACUCACUACACGACGAUCUGCUUGAUUUGGAGCAAAAUGUGCCGAUGGGUCGGAUCUCACAACUUUUUGUUCAAUAUAUCAUUCAAGAUUCUGAAUUUCGACGUAGCUUACAGUAUGUUCGGUCAGCCGAAUUUUCCGACGCAUGGAACCAGUUCCUAACGAUAGGAAAGGUGCAUCAAUUACUCUCGUAUAUGAUAAACGCCGGACUAACGGUUGAUAAGGUGUUAUAUAUGUUUGCUGAAUUUACUGGAAUUGAGCCACCGUCAGUGGUUUUUAAAAGAUCAAUUGGUAAGACAGGUGGGUUAAAUGCAUUCGUGGAUGAUGUUAUCGAGGCAGUGGCGUUGAGCCAGGUGAAAACAAUUACCGAGGAAAAGAAAAAGCUCAGCCCAGAGUUUUUGCAAAUGACUGAGACGAUGAAUUCGGAUGAAUAUAAACGCUUGUAUGCCGAAGCACUUGACGAUCCGGAAGUUCGAUUGCUGCAGGAGAAGCUACGAAUAUAUGGUAUUGAGAUACCGAAGCUACUGGAUCUGAUGAAAGCUUUCUUUGGGUGGUCAGCUUUCUUUUAGUUUACUUGGAACCGGUAUGAUGCAAUGAAAUUCAAAUAAAUUAAAAAUUAAAUAAAUAUGCCAACUAUCAUAGCGGAGUGUGGUCAGUCAUAUACAUUGACUCAUUACCCUAAGAUUUUUUGGCAAAAGCCAA
Messenger RNA from Sabethes cyaneus, 2951 nucleotides. RefSeq lists its product as uncharacterized. The record is from RefSeq and is a predicted model, not a curated record. The coding region runs from base 2198 to 2818 and encodes 206 amino acids. The transcript has 3 exons. Lineage: Eukaryota; Metazoa; Arthropoda; Insecta; Diptera; Culicidae.